CAAAUUGGAUCUUGGUAGAUUUCUUUUAUAUUAAAUAAUAUAAUUUUAUAAUUUAUUUUAUUUUUAAAAUGAUAUGAAUGAAGGAAAAUUAUAUUUUCUGAAAUAAAAUUAAAAUAUGGUAAGGAUAAUCUUGUAUUUUCAAAACAGCUUUUCGUAGAAGCUCCAAAUCGGAGCUUCUACUUUUAUGUUAUACAAAAGCGCUUUUCGACUUUUCAAAAGCCGAGCUUUUAUAGGUGUUUGGCCCUGCUUCAGCUUUUGAACCCGAAAAGCACUUCUAAAAGCCGGGCCAAACAUAAGGAAUUAAGGGUAGGGAUGAAAAUUUACCCACCCAUGGGCAAUUUUGCCCAAACCCAAGUAGACCCAUUUAUUAUGGGUAGGUAGGGUUUGGGUGAUGUGUGUAUGGGUUUGGGUUUGAUAUGGAUAUUAUCUAAAUGGGUAUGGGUUGGAUAUGGAUAUCCAUUUACUUGAGGGUGUUUUAACUACACAGAGUACACACACAAAAAUUGAACCUGUUUGUAAAACUUGAAAAGUUUAGGCACCAAAAUGUGAGACCAAAAAAUUUUAGGUACUAAAAUGUAUUUUUUUCAUAGAUAUUUUGAGGACUUAUAUGAAAAAAAAUUAAUUUAGGUACUAAAUAUGCAUAACUAUUAAGUUUAGGUACCAAACUGUAAUUUGCAUUUGGGUAUGGGUACAACUACUAACACAAAUCCAAAUUUUAAAAACCCAACCCAACCCAAGUAAAUGGGUAUGGGUACAAACCCAUCAAACUUUACAAAUUUAACAUCUAUUUGAAUUCCAUACCCAACCCAAUUGGGUUGGAUAGUAAAAUACCUAUGGGUAAUAUUGCAGGGAUGACUUGUUUUUUAUGGUUGUGUUGUGACUGUUUCAUCCCAUAUCCACCUGUUUUCUCCAUUGUAUAGUUCUUGUCUGGCCGCAUAAGGUUAUUUGAAGAGCCGUCUUUGAAGUUGUUGGUUCCUUUCUAUUUUUGCUUCAUUUCACAGUUGCUUCCUCUCACAUUAUGGUGUGCUAUAAAUGCUUGGGAUAAUGUAUAGUUAGCCAGCCGCCAUUCAGAUGUCUGAUCUCCAUUACUCAAUGGCAAUUUGGGAGACAGAACAAUAAAAACAGCUUAGCCUUUGCAUAAUUGGACUCAUUUUCUGUCCUCCUGAAAUUUGAAAAAGGCCUCAAGGAUUAGGACUAACAAAUGCUAGAUGGUUAGGUGGAUUUUUCAAGGUAUAAACACAGUUGUUGCCCAUAUGUGUUGCUUCCUAGUUUACGAAGCAACCUAAACCGCCAUCUUUCUUGCUCUAGGCAUUUUCUUGUGGAUCCAUGUCCUAAUCUCAAUAUUAAUUAUGCCAAAGAGAUGGGGUGUUGAGAAAUUUUUGCUAUUUGAAGUUAGUUGAACUGAAAUUACAUCAGCCUCCUCUGGGCUCAACAACUUCAUCUGAUAGGAAAGGGAGAGCCUCUCUUCAAGAUAAUUAGGACCAUCAGGAUAAAUGUUUUCUUCGACACCGUUAAAUGGCAAACUGUCAAGGCUUUGCCUCUCAGUUGUUGAGCCCAGAUGGGGCAAGUAAAAUCAACUUCAGCUUGUCUUAGAAUCACUCCCCGACUGUCUAUUGCAACAUAUCAGAAACAUUCAUUAACACUAGGUCAAAGCAUGUUAACUUAUUUUUAUUAAAAUUUGUAUUUUUGUAAAUACAAAGUACCAUAAAUUACUAAAAAUAAAAACCUCACACAAAGUAAUUGUAAUUACAAAGCAUUUUUUUGUUUUUGUUUUGUGCUUUGGACCACAUGGCAACGGGAUAGUCUGGCCCACCUGUGUUGGUUUUAAUAUAUUAGGUAAUGACAUACGGUGCGUAUCGAUCGCAUUCAUCGCCUCGGAAUCGUUGAAUUGUGUGAUUCACUAACGCAAAAUGUACGAGAGGACGAUCCGAUAGGAUGACCCUCUCUAAGCAAGUCAUUUUGAAGGAGGUAGAGGCCAGGGGACAUUGGUUACGAAUCUCAAUUCUCAACUGGUUUUCAACUUUUCAUUAGAGGCUGAUGGGAAGGAAAGGAUAAAAAUCAAAGGUAAAAAAGAUAGGGUGCUGGAAUUUGGGUGGGUACUGUCGAAGGCCAAACAGGUCGAGACCUGCAAAAAGUAGAUGUAAAAGUAAACCACAUGGGAUUGCUAAAUAAGUGUAGUAGAAACAAUGCAGAAGGCUACUGUUAUUAUGAUAUUAUGUUUUGUGUGGCAGAAAACAGGAAGAAAAAUAAAAAAAAGACACAGAAACAGAGAAACCAGAAGCUGCACUCAAGUAUCUUAACAAACAAACAACCAAAGAACAGUUUUGUAUUGUCCGGUGUGAUUUAGGCAGCCGUCGUUGUCGCAUGUUAUAGUAUUCCAGCUUCUUGGUCUUUUAUUAUAUAGGCCAGCCAGCUUCUUUGGUUUGAGUGAAGAAACGGUUGUACGUGUGUGCGUACUUCUCUUAAUCUUUGCAUGAUUUGAUUUGAGAUGUUGGGUUGGACGGGAUGUCAUACAAAGUCCAAUUACAAUGCGGUACGCUAUCGAUGAGACGUUAGAAUAUAUAUAUAUAUAUAUGGAGAAUAAGAUAAUAUAAUUAGAUUUAUCUUUAUGAAAAUCAAGUGUAACAAAGUUGACAAUUUCUCUACAAAUGCAACACACAAAUGAACGUUUUAUGAUGUCGUUUAGUAUGCAAUCAAAUAACAAGUGCCAAGUGGAGGCAUGAUAUGUUGAUGGUACUAAUGUAAGUGCAUGACAAUCAUUAGAAGAAAUAUUACUUGUAACCACAGUAAUUUCACCACCAUAGAAAAUACGGUAGUUAAUAUAGUAUUUAACAAGGAUAUUGAAAUAGUAUUGCGGGUUAUACCGGAAAAAUCAAUGGUACGGUAUUUUAUACUAAAAUCAUCGUUUACUUGUAGUUCAACCGCUUCUACCUCUAAUAUUUUCACUUUCAAGAUACCAAAUCUAAAAAUCAAAGCUAUGGCUAUUGUAGAGAAAUACCUCUAGUACUAAGUUUUUAUACUAUCUACCUCGUAUUAUUGUACUCGGACAUUUCCACUUUCAAGAUACCAAAUCUAUUUUCACCAUUAUCUAAAAAAAAUACCAAAUAGAACCAACGUAUAGAUACCUGAAAUAGUUGGGUACAAAAUUUCACUUUUCUUUCUCCCUCAAUUUUUGGCAAAACGAAAGCUUGCUUUCAAGUUUCCCUUUCUAUUUUUUGCCAAAUUGGGAAGGUCCAUUUUCUAUAUAAAUCGGCCGCCGACAUUUUCAUAAUUCCCUCAAGAAAAUUUCGUCAAAAGAAAAAAAAAAGUCAACCUUCAGUAGAAAAAAAAGUCAAAAGUAAAAAAUGACGUCGGAUGGUACGAGCGGUGGAGCGACUCGACACGACCUCACCAUUGUGAUCGUGGGGAUCGUCAUCGGGGCAAUUGCCCUGAGCUACGGCGUGUACGCCGCCGUCCAGUGGGUCAGGAAGACCUGCUUCUCGGGAGCCCCACAGCAGGCCCCACUGCCACCACCUCCUCCUCCUCAGGAGCUGGAGAUGGGGCCCGUUCCGGCAGUAGACCCUGCGCCGCCUGCCAGGAUCGCCUCCUUCCCUGUCCACGUGUACUCCACCGACACUGACGAGCGGAUCAGCGAGUGCGGGGUCUGCUUGGAGGACUACGCACAGGGCGACCAGUACUGGGAGCUCCCCACCUGCGGGCACCACUUUCACGUGGCCUGCCUCAGGGUGUGGCUGGAGUCCCACUCCACCUGCCCCUUUUGUCGCCAGACGGUUUGAGUAGCGUAGUUGCACACUAUAUUUAAUAAAUGUAUUUUAUGUUUUUUAUUUUAGAAUACGAAAAAUGUAUUGUUAUUGGAUAUAUUAUGAACCAUCGUCAUUUUUGGAUGAGUUAAGGGUGAUUUUGGCCCCCUAUAUUAUCACGUUUUCCCUAUUAUGGCCCUUAAACUAAAUUGCUUUCUAAUUAAAACCUUGAACUUUGGGCAUUUUUCUAUGACAGCCCUUACCGUUAGUAACCCAUCAAUUUUCCGUUAAGUUGGGCCACCUGUAUAUGUUGAGUCGGCGACGAGUCACACAUAAGAUGUUCAGUUACAAAAUUGCCCUAAACUAUCGCGUUUUCUCUAUUUUAGCCCCUGAACUAAUUUGUUUUCAAAUUAAAUCCUUGAACUUUGGGCAUUUUUCUAAGACAGUCCUUACUAUUGGUAAAUGGUAACCCAUCAAUGUUCCGUUAAGUUGAGACCAUACGCUGACUGGACAUGCUGAGUAAGCUAUGAGUCAGCACCAAGUCACCAGAAGAUAGGUUAAUUACAAAAUUGCCCUCAUUACUUUCCUUUUACCUAUAUCGUUUACUUUUACAAUAAAAAAAAUAUUGUCAGCCCCAAUUGGAAUCAAAUAUCGCAUUUGGGAUUAACCUAUCAAAGAGCAAAGAAAAAAAAAGCUUGUGAGAAACCCAGAGCACAGAAGCUCAAUGAAUUGAAUCUAUACAG
This is a messenger RNA of Linum trigynum, 4483 nucleotides long. The record is from the annotation of a GenBank genome assembly. Lineage: Eukaryota; Viridiplantae; Streptophyta; Magnoliopsida; Malpighiales; Linaceae.